AUGGGGCGGAACGCGGCGGCGGAGGGCCCCAGCGGGGCAGCAGAGGCGGCGGCGCGCGCGGUGUGGCGGUGGUGGUGCACUGCGGCGCGGCGGCGCUACCUGGCGCGGCUGUGGGCGCGGCUGCCGGCGCGGCACAUGUCCCCCGCGUGCGCCGCGUGGCCCCCGUGCCCGCACCCGCGCCUGCUCGCGCGGGCCGACGCGCUGCUGCGGCGGCUGCACCACCGCUGGCGCUGCCGCCUCUACCGCGCCCGGGUCGACCAGGUCGCCCGCAACCGCAUGCGGGAGAAGGUGACGGCGAGCGUGCUGUUCAAGGAGCGCAAGGCCUCCUACGGGCGCAGCGUGGCGCACCCGUUCGUGGGCGACUACGUGCGGCUGCGCGCGUCGCUGGCGUGGCGGCGGGGCGCGGGCGCGGGCGGCGCGGGGGACGCGUACGUGGUGUUCGCGGACGUGGCGGGGCGCGUGGGGGGCGGCGGCGGGGGCGGGGGCGGGGGCGCGCGGCCCGUGCUGUGCGUGGUGUCGACGGGCGCGCUGCUGCUGCUGGAGCCGCGCUCGCUGCGCACGAAGCGGCGCGUGCCGGCCGCGCACGUGUACAGGCUGUCGCUGUCGCCGUACGCGGACGACCUGCUCGCCGUGCACGUGCGUGCCGUACGUAUACAUUUUGUGACUACGUUUUUAAUGGACCCGAGUAGAACGAGUAUACUGUAGAAUAGUUUUAUAAUU
This is a messenger RNA of Diatraea saccharalis (sugarcane borer), 720 nucleotides long. The record is from the annotation of a GenBank genome assembly. NCBI's taxonomy places the organism in Eukaryota, Metazoa, Arthropoda, Insecta, Lepidoptera, Crambidae.